This is a messenger RNA of Cataglyphis hispanica, 1454 nucleotides long. Its product is annotated as ester hydrolase C11orf54 homolog. Gene Ontology annotation, molecular function: zinc ion binding; hydrolase activity, acting on ester bonds. NCBI's taxonomy places the organism in Eukaryota, Metazoa, Arthropoda, Insecta, Hymenoptera, Formicidae. The record is from RefSeq and is a predicted model, not a curated record. The transcript has 7 exons. Bases 171 to 1013 code for a protein of 280 amino acids. Gene Ontology annotation, cellular component: nucleus.
CGAUACUCAAUGGCUCUAUGAAGGAUCAUUUCUCUGUUUAGCUUUAAAAUUUAAACGAGCUGGAUUUAUACGUCAAAUGCUUUGAACAUAUUUAUAUAAUAAAUUAUAGACUACGUUUUAUAUACCGAUACACACAAAUCGUGCAUUUUACAGACAGACAUAAAACGAUAAUGAAUACUAAGUGGACUGAUACGACAAUCAGGGAAAUGUUCGUACCUGAAAAUCUUCAAGAUGGACUUAGGCAAAAUUUCGAAGAGGCCACAGUUGAAUGGGUCGAUUGUUCGGAUCUGACUCAAGAACCCUUUAAUCUUACCGCACCUGGAUUAUGCGGCAAUGAAGUACUUUUGGAAAUUGGUGGUAUAUCACAACUGUUUCCUCGUCCGCAUAUAUUGUUCAAUUAUGAUUUCAGCGAAAUCUUAAAAGGAAUACCUUUUAACCAUACUAAUGUCUUAGUAAUCGGUGCUGGUAUAAGUGUACGAUCAUUGGAUCUACAAUUUGGCGAGCUUUUCGUAAAUGCGUCAUUUUCACAAGUAUCUGCAGAUUCAUUAAAUAUCAACAACCAAAGCCGCCUAGCAUUUCUGGAUCAAGCAACAGGAAAAUGUGCAUUGGAAUCAAUAACUGAUAAUACACUUAUUUGCUAUUCAUAUGGAAAUUUUUUUAUCAGCGAAGGCAAACCGGGAAAGCUUCUUAAAGUGCAUGCUAAGAACUGUUUUGGUUUGCAUUUUUUAACAGCAAUGGAGUGUACUCUUUCUCAAUACGCUGGUGAUAUUCCUUCUAAUUUUGUAGGUUUAGGUGGUACGUUUGUGAUGAAAAAUGGAAUAGCCAGGACCCACGUUAUGCCAAAUUCUUGGGAUAAUCAAUUAAAAACGGCGGAAGAUAUUAAUAAUUGGCUUCAUUAUUCUGACUUGAACGCACCUUUAUUAGCAGUUGGCACACUUAUUAGCGAAAACUUAUAUUAUGCAGCAUAUAGUGAAAAUACUAAUAAAAUUUUAAUGUCAAAAUUAAAAAAUUAAAAGAAUUUAGGCUUACUCAAAGCCAUUUUCACGCUUAUUCCUCCAACGGGGAAGGUGGACACUUUCACACGGAAAUUCAACCAAUAAAUACAGUAGAAUAUUUGGGAUAUUUUAAGCCUGCGAGAAAGUUUGUUCAUCUAGCUCCACAACUUAAACACGAUGAAGUGCUAGACUUUAACGAUAUGAUGAUGUUCUGGUGACUAAUGGAUACUGUUUUAAUUCAAUUUUAAUUAGAACAUUAAUGAUAAUGCGAUUUUUACGUUGUUUCAAAAAUAUUUGAAAAUAUAAUUAAUCCUUUUUCUUAUAUAUCUCAUGUAUUUUUUAUAAUUUAUUAUUAUUUUUAGUUUAAUAUUUAUUUUAGAUUUAUUAAAAAAUAGACAUUGUGUAUAUUUGUAGCUAUAGUUUGAUAAAAUUUCAAUUUUUACAUUAAAUUUAGAACAA